AUGGCCGCCCAGCGGCCGGCGCCGCGCGGCACGCUGGGAGGGGCGGGGCCCGGCCCGGCCCGUGAGGCGAAGGAGCGGCGCUGGCCCGGCCCGGCCCGGCCCGGCCGCCCCAGGGAGCGCCCGCCGCCGCCAUGUUCUCUUUCAAUAUGUUUGACCACCCCAUCCCCCGCGUGUUCCAGAACCGUUUUUCAACGCAGUACCGCUGCUUCUCGGUGUCCAUGCUGGCCGGGCCUAAUGACAGGUCAGAUGUGGAGAAAGGCGGGAAGAUAAUUAUGCCACCAUCAGCUUUGGAUCAACUCAGCCGCCUUAAUAUUACGUACCCCAUGCUGUUCAAGCUGACCAACAAGAACUCAGACAGGAUGACUCACUGUGGAGUGCUGGAGUUUGUGGCUGAUGAGGGCAUCUGUUACCUUCCACACUGGAUGAUGCAGAAUUUGCUGCUGGAAGAAGGAGGCCUGGUGCAAGUGGAGAGCGUCAAUCUGCAAGUUGCUACUUACUCAAAAUUCCAGCCACAAAGUCCAGAUUUUCUUGACAUCACCAAUCCCAAAGCUGUACUGGAAAAUGCAUUGAGGAACUUUGCCUGCCUGACUACUGGGGAUGUGAUUGCCAUCAACUACAAUGAAAAGAUCUAUGAGCUUCGGGUAAUGGAGACCAAACCAGACAAGGCUGUGUCCAUCAUAGAGUGUGACAUGAACGUGGAUUUUGAUGCUCCUUUGGGAUACAAGGAACCAGAAAGAAGUGCACAACACGAAGAGGCCGCAGAUGUGGAAGCAGACCACAGUGGAUAUGUGAGCGAUAUAGGAUUUCGAGCAUUCUCUGGAUCUGGGAACAGAUUGGAUGGCAAGAAGAAAGGUGUGGAGCCCAGUCCCUCCCCAAUUAAACCAGGAGACAUCCGAAGAGGAAUUCCCAACUAUGACUUCAAGAUCGGUAGAAUCACGUUCAUUAGGAAUUCACGCCCACUGGUCAAGAAAGUGGAGGAGGAUGAAUCUGGAAGCCGGUUCAUUGCCUUUUCAGGAGAAGGCCAGUCCCUGCGCAAGAAGGGAAGGAAGCCCUGAGCUGUGCUGCCUGCAGCUCCUGAGGGGGAAAUAAAACAUUGGGUGCAGCUCUUGGAUCUUCGUAA
This is a messenger RNA of Passer domesticus (house sparrow), 1120 nucleotides long. RefSeq names its product ubiquitin recognition factor in ER associated degradation 1 (gene UFD1). The record is from RefSeq and is a predicted model, not a curated record. Bases 132 to 1055 code for a protein of 307 amino acids. The transcript is spliced from 12 exons. Gene Ontology annotation, cellular component: VCP-NPL4-UFD1 AAA ATPase complex. Gene Ontology annotation, molecular function: polyubiquitin modification-dependent protein binding. NCBI's taxonomy places the organism in Eukaryota, Metazoa, Chordata, Aves, Passeriformes, Passeridae.